AGGAGCUAGCACGUGAUCAGUUCCAACCUUAGGGCUUUCCUUCCUUUUUGAACUUGUUCGCCCCACCAAUAUUGCGCGCAGAACGAAGCCCGGCUUUCCAAUCCUCACAUCGUCACGUCACAAAAAUCAGUAAAGAUGCAGAUUUUCGUGAAGACCCUGACGGGCAAGACCAUCACCCUCGAGGUCGAGUCCUCGGACACCAUCGACAAUGUCAAGUCCAAGAUCCAGGACAAGGAGGGCAUCCCCCCUGACCAACAGCGACUGAUCUUCGCUGGUAAGCAGCUCGAGGAUGGCCGAACUCUCUCCGACUACAACAUCCAGAAGGAGUCCACCCUUCACCUCGUCCUCCGUCUCCGUGGUGGUAUCAUUGAGCCCUCGCUCAAGGCCCUUGCCUCCAAGUUCAACUGCGACAAGAUGAUCUGCCGCAAGUGCUACGCUCGUCUCCCUCCCCGUGCCACCAACUGCCGCAAGCGCAAGUGUGGACACACCAACCAGCUCCGACCCAAGAAGAAGCUCAAAUAAACGAUUACUCCAUGGAUGUGGCGUCUGGGAUUUGGCAUUUGGGGGUCGAUGGCAAGGACAGAGGAGAGCUUCUUUUCUUUUGUUCAUACGAGGCUGGUUGUUUUUACAUUAGCAUGUGCAGCUCAGGCAAUACAUUCUAGAUGAUGCCCAUAUUGACGAUGUGCCGUGCCGCGAGGUGUUCCGGCCAGACCCCUUCAAAAGAAAUAAAAGCAUUCACGCUUCGAGAUGGUUAUGUGCAUGGAAAUGAGUGACUGUGGGCAAUCUUGGGGUCAGCUAUGAUGUUAGCGAUACGAGUCUUAGCUUGCAAGGCUCCCGAAAAUUGAUUCUCAACCUACAAAGCAUUCCUCUGUUAACUUUGCCAUGUAAAUGCAAC
Messenger RNA from Fusarium verticillioides 7600, 895 nucleotides. RefSeq names its product ubiquitin-60S ribosomal protein L40. Gene Ontology annotation, biological process: protein ubiquitination; modification-dependent protein catabolic process; translation. Bases 136 to 522 code for a protein of 128 amino acids. Gene Ontology annotation, molecular function: structural constituent of ribosome; protein tag activity; ubiquitin protein ligase binding. The record is from RefSeq and is a predicted model, not a curated record. Lineage: Eukaryota; Fungi; Ascomycota; Sordariomycetes; Hypocreales; Nectriaceae. The transcript is spliced from 5 exons. Gene Ontology annotation, cellular component: ribosome; nucleus; cytoplasm.